Prosopis cineraria is the source of this 1425-nucleotide messenger RNA. Its product is annotated as aquaporin PIP2-7. Gene Ontology annotation, biological process: transmembrane transport. Gene Ontology annotation, molecular function: water channel activity. The record is from RefSeq and is a predicted model, not a curated record. The transcript is spliced from 4 exons. Lineage: Eukaryota; Viridiplantae; Streptophyta; Magnoliopsida; Fabales; Fabaceae. Gene Ontology annotation, cellular component: plasma membrane. Bases 127 to 969 code for a protein of 280 amino acids.
CUCCGUUGUCUUUAACCCAGCUUUUGGCCAUCUCCCUCUUCUUCGAGCACCAUCCGUCCUCUCCUUCCCUACUCGACACAGCUUUCUUCUUCCAAUCGUAGGUGCCCUUUCAUUUCAUACAGAAACAUGUCGAAGGAGGUGAGCGAGGAGGGCCAAACCCACCAUGGCAAAGACUACGUAGACCCUCCACCGGCUCCUCUCCUAGAUGUGGCCGAGCUCAAGCUUUGGUCUUUCUACAGGGCCCUCAUCGCCGAGUUCAUCGCCACCCUUCUCUUCCUCUACGUCACCAUCGCCACCGUUAUCGGCCACAAAAAGCAGCCCGGCCCCUGCGACAGUGUGGGCCUCCUAGGCAUCGCUUGGGCCUUCGGUGGCAUGAUCUUCGUCCUCGUUUACUGCACCGCCGGUAUCUCUGGUGGCCACAUCAAUCCUGCGGUUACGUUCGGGUUGUUCUUGGCCAGGAAGGUGUCGCUCAUUCGAGCUUUGGCGUAUAUGGUGGCUCAGUGCCUGGGAGCUAUUUGCGGUACUGGGCUGGUGAAGGCGUUCAUGAAGCACUCGUACAACUCGCUCGGUGGUGGCGCUAACCAAGUGGACUCUGGCUACAGCAAAGGCACUGCUCUAGGCGCUGAGAUUAUCGGAACCUUCGUACUGGUUUACACCGUUUUCUCCGCCACUGAUCCCAAGAGAAGCGCCCGUGACUCUCACGUUCCUGUUUUGGCUCCAUUGCCAAUUGGAUUUGCUGUUUUUAUGGUUCACCUGGCUACCAUCCCGAUCACCGGUACGGGCAUAAACCCUGCAAGGAGCUUCGGUGCUGCUGUUAUCUUCAACAACGGCAAAGUUUGGGACGACCAGUGGAUCUUCUGGGUAGGUCCAUUCGUAGGAGCAUUGGCGGCGGCAGCGUAUCACCAGUAUAUUCUGAGAGCAGCGGCUAUCAAGGCGUUGGGAUCGUUCCGAAGCAACCCCAGCAACUAAAAACAAUUGAAGAAAGUCGUGGAUGCGUUAAUUAAUCAUUUAUUCGUUUGUUUUGUGUGGAUCAGAUGUGAUUAUGACUUGUAAUUUUGCUUAUUAUCUUUUUCUGGUGUAGAACUUGCAAUAUCUAGUUUGCUGCUGCUGGCUUUUGGCCGGGUAUGUGUAGUAUUUCUUUCUUUUGUUAAAUUAGUAUACAACCUUCGUCUUCUCAUCAUAACAAAAGAACCGCACAUCAACGUGAACGUAAUGAGAAGAGUCGCGUGAACGGGAUCGGCAUUAUUAAAAGGAAAUAGGGAAGUUCGAGAAGCUUCCGACUGUCAGUUGGCCACCGCAUCCCUCCUGUUAAUUGGAUAUUGGAUUGCUCCUGCACUUGUUUACUUAGGUAGAGCGUAUUAUUUGUUUUGGUUUUAUACAAGUCAUCUUUGUUAAAUUUUUAUAGCAAUUUUUUUAUUUGAUCAA